Lolium rigidum is the source of this 1611-nucleotide messenger RNA. Its product is annotated as protein trichome birefringence-like 10. Gene Ontology annotation, molecular function: O-acetyltransferase activity. Gene Ontology annotation, cellular component: Golgi apparatus. The transcript has 5 exons. NCBI's taxonomy places the organism in Eukaryota, Viridiplantae, Streptophyta, Magnoliopsida, Poales, Poaceae. The record is from RefSeq and is a predicted model, not a curated record. Bases 1 to 1446 code for a protein of 481 amino acids.
AUGGAGGGAAGGUACAAACCAAUAGCCGCCGGGUGCCCGGCCGGCCGGCGACGACCAGGAGGCGAAUUAAGCAGUGCGCGGCCGGGAGCGCGCGUGCGCGUGGCGAUGGCGGAGCCGUCGGUGAAGCGCUUGGCGCGCCUGGCGAUCACGGCGCUGCUCCUCGCCGUGAUGGCGAUCUCCGCCGUCGCGCUGCUGCUGCUCGUCUGCCCCUCGUCCACCCUCUGCUCGGCGGCCGCCGGGUGGUCCGCCCUGCUGGCGGCGCCCAGGACGUCGAAGCUCCGGGCCUGCGGGGGCACCGAGGCGUGCGACAUCUUCGAGGGGGAGUGGGUUUGGGACGACAGCUACCCGCUCUACGACUCCAAGGACUGCCCCUUCCUCGACGGCGGCUUCCGGUGCUCCGAGAACGGCCGCCCGGACAAGUCCUACACCAAGUGGCGCUGGCAGCCGUCAUGCUGCGAUCUCCCCAGAUUUGAUGCUAAACGUAUGCUCGAGAGGCUACGGAACAAGAGAGUGGUAUUCGCCGGGGAUUCGAUCGGAAGGAACCAGUGGGAGUCUCUGCUUUGUAUGCUCUCUACAGGUGUUUCAGACAAGAGCUCCAUCUACGAGAUCAAUGGCAGACCCAUCACGAAGCACGAUGGCUUCUUCAUAUUCAGGUUUAGAGACUACAAUUGCACCGUGGAGUAUUACAGGUCUCCUUUCCUAGUCCCUCAAGGUCAUGGACCAGCUGGAGCACCCAAGUUUGUUAAGAGCACUAUCAGGGUGGAUUCCAUGGACUGGAUGUCUGGCAGGCGUAAGUGGAGAGAUGCUGAUCUGCUGAUCUUCAACUCUGGUCAUUGGUGGACCAAGAACAAAACAACCGAAUGGGGUGCCUACUUCCGAGAAGGAGAUGAGGUGAAGAUGGAUAUGAGUGUCAAUGAUGCUUACAGAAGGUCAAUACAUACACUGUUCGACUGGCUUCACAGAGAAGUUAACUCGACCAAAACCCAGGCCAUCUUCCGGACCUAUUCUCCUAGUCACUUCAGCGGUGGUGACUGGAAUACCGGAGGGGACUGUCAGCUGGAAACACUUCCAGAUAAGACACCCGUUAAAUCGAUGGAGCAAUGGGCCGACAUGCUAAAACCCGUCAUCGAUGUUCUAGGGAGCAACCACAGGCCCAAGCUGGCUGGGUUGGAUAUACUGGAUGUGACUCGGAUGACGGCCCAACGAAAAGACGGCCACCUCUCGGUCUUCAGAAAUUCUGCAAGUUCAAGGCAAGCCUUUCUGAACAAAACAUCAGAGGUCAAAGAGGUGGAGGAUUGCAGCCACUGGUGCCUGCCUGGUGUCCCUGACACCUGGAAUGAGCUUCUCUACGCCCUCUUCAUGAGAAGGCAAAUGAGGUUGGACCGAAAUGACACCGAUUCUGAACUGAACACUGACUGGCAAAGUGUAGGGGAUAUAUCUACCUGAUGCUCUCCUGCUGAAGAGGGGAUUUAGUGCAGUAGGUUAUACUAUCCCAGUUCUAAAAUAAGUGUGUCAAUUUUGUUAGGUAUGAAUGUAUCUAGACAUAUUUUAGUUGUACGUAUACCUGUAUCUAAAAAAACUGAGACACUUAUUUUGGAUGGAGGAAGUUAA